Aspergillus terreus NIH2624 is the source of this 1455-nucleotide messenger RNA. RefSeq lists its product as uncharacterized. Gene Ontology annotation, molecular function: L-amino acid transmembrane transporter activity. Gene Ontology annotation, biological process: amino acid transmembrane transport. The coding region runs from base 1 to 1455 and encodes 484 amino acids. NCBI's taxonomy places the organism in Eukaryota, Fungi, Ascomycota, Eurotiomycetes, Eurotiales, Aspergillaceae. The record is from RefSeq and is a predicted model, not a curated record. The transcript is spliced from 5 exons. Gene Ontology annotation, cellular component: membrane.
AUGGCAGGUGGCAACGAUUCAAUUCAAGUAACAUGUACCGUGGAGGAGACAACACAGCCAGCCGGAGAUGUCAAGACUCAAGAUUCGCUCCAUGUAGAGGAAUCUAAUGUAUUGCAAGCACGAAGUAUCGGCAUAUUUGGCGCUAUAUCGCUGGUCGUGAACAAGAUCGUAGGGGCAGGAGUCUUCUCUACUCCCGCAACGAUAUUCAAGCACAGCGGCAGUGUUGGCAUGGCCUUGAUUAUCUGGGUCAUUGCCGGCCUGCUCUCGACCUGUGGCGCACUUAUUAUGCUGGAGCUGGGCAUCAGCAUGCCCCGAUCAGGCGGCAUGAAGGUAUCGGCCAGCAACGCCAUCACGACAUCCUCCUAUCUGCUUAAGGCGGCAGGCGUUGCCGCAACCACCUGGCGAAUGCGCGGGUUGGCCAUUGCAGCAUCUACAUUUGCUGUAGGAAUACACACUGUGUGGCCCCGCGGAGGACGAAUGCUACAGGAUAUGCUCAGUGCAGUCAAGCUCUUUGUCUUGUUGUUCGUCGUUUGCUCUGGAUUUGCGGCCCUGGCUGGACAUCGUCAAGUGCCCGAUCCGCACAACUUUGACAUCUCGACCUCCUUCGAAGGCACUAUCAAGAGCGGAUAUAGUAUCGGCACUGCCUUAUUAAACGCCAUCUUUGCGUUCCAUGGGUACGACAAUGUCAACACGGUCCUUUCGGAGGUGAAGAACCCGGCCAGAACCCUCCGCAUCGCUCUACCCACGGCGAUGGCUCUGAUCACCGUGCUCUACAUCCUCGCCAACGUCGCAUAUGUGAGAUUUCCCUAUUCCGUCCUCUCCGCCAGUCACACAUCUAACGUUAACGUGGCCACCAAGUUUGCUGCUGUCCCCAAAGAGCAAUUUCUCCAUUCGGAGGUCACAAUCGCGGCGUCCAUGUUCAAGAACAUCUUCGGCGACUCGGCCGCGACCACCGCACUUCCAGCUCUAGUAGCCAUCUCCGCUCUGGGCCAUCUUCUCGGAAUCGCCUUUACUGUUCGCAAAGACGACAUCGCGCCCUUCCCUAACCUGGUCAUGCAGAACCGGCCCUUCCGCACCCCGAUCGUCGCGCUGUUCGUCCACCUCGGGGUGACGAUCAUUUUCAUUUGCGCGCCGCCAGCCGGGGAGGCAUUCGACUUCGUUGUGAAGUUGUCGUCCUACCCAAAUACCGUUUUAUUGACGGCCACGACGAUCGCACUGAUUAAGCUGCGUUUGGCGAAGGAAAUGGAGAACCGGCCGUUCUCCGUACCUUGGGCCAUUAUUGGGUUUUAUUUGGCGGGCAGUGUGGUACUUCUCCUCUCCUUUUUCGCCCUUGCCAUACUGGCUUUCUCCUGUCGUGUCGCUGGGGAUCCUGGCUCUUGGUGUGGUGUACUAUGGAGUGAGAUUUUUUCUGUUACCUUGGAUCUUGCGGUAUCAGCUCUAUCCCGUUGGGGUUGA